AAAAUGGACAACAACAGCCUAGUAUCGUAUUAGGGGAGGAACGGCUUGAAAUAUUCCAACAUGCGCCAUAGUAAGACGGGUGCUCAUGCCGAUAGGCGAUCUGGGAGGUGUUUUCUUUCUCCGCCAUCGCUGUAUUGCGCACAGAUUUCGUCCUUUAUCACCCAUUAUCCUCCGCCUUUCCCUUUGAUUUUGAAUUGAUGCUAAAGUUUCUUGGCCCAAUACGGUAUUUCCUUGGGCCACCGUUCACUUGUGUGCGCACAGUCACGAAAUGGUCGCGUGACACUUCAAAGAUUAAGACCACGGGCGUCCACGCCAACAAUUCACUCCAUCGAUGGACGGCCGAUCAGGAAAAGCAAUUGUACGAGAUACUGCAACAUCAUCAGCUCCCUGUCACGGAUCCAUACACGCUUCCCGGCUCUUCAGCUGUGCCGGCGAAAAAAGGUCCGUUCCAGCAUCACACAUUCAAAAGGCGGGAACUCACCGCGACGCCUCCUCGCUGGACACAGCCAGAAUGUGACGCACUAAUGGAAUCGGUGGACAAGUUUGGUACCAAAUGGAGCGCCCUUGCCUAUUAUUUCGGUCGACCGGCCAGAAGCCUUACAUCACGGUAUUACUACGCGAAAGAAGGAAAGGCGCAAAAGCAUUACUGGAAGUGGACUAAGGAGGCGGACAAGCGUCUCAUGGCGCUGGUCGUUGAACAUGGGACGGAUGCUUGGGAUCUGGUUGGAGCCGAAUUGGGACGUUACAAGGCACAUUGCAAAGCACGGUAUGCAGCGCUGGAAAAAAAAGAUCAAUCCAGGUUAUUCAGUCAAGCGGAAGAACAAGCCAUUCUUGAAGCGGCCCAAAUAUAUGGGAAAAAAAACUUUCAAGCUAUCAAGAACAUCACGGGCGUUUCCGCUUCGGCCAAGCAAAUUAACGAGUACUACCGAUGCCAUCUCGAUCCCGCAUUCGAUCGUUCCCCGUGGACGCUGGAAGAAAAGCUGAGACUCUACAAACUGUAUCAGGAGCUUGGCAACAUGAAGUCCGUCCGCAAAUUAAUGCCCAAGCGAAGUCCGUACGAUUUGCACAAACAAUACCGUCUUAUUCGCCGUCUCGUUGAAUUGGGACGGAUCACCAUAAACGAUGACAAAGAUAAACAACCAUUUAACCAAAAGCAUCAGCAACACAGUGACGACGACCAUAAUCAUGAACAACUCGAUGUAAAUUCAAUGACGAAAACAAGUAUAAUACGAUUAAAUAGAUAAAUAAUAAAAAGAUCACUAUGUAUAUAUAUAUUUAUUACAUCACAAACAAACAGAAAG
Molecule: messenger RNA, 1301 nt
Organism: Radiomyces spectabilis
Lineage: Eukaryota; Fungi; Mucoromycota; Mucoromycetes; Mucorales; Radiomycetaceae
Exons: 3
Coding region: 198-1244 (348 amino acids)
Biological process (GO): regulation of DNA-templated transcription
Cellular component (GO): nucleus
Molecular function (GO): DNA-binding transcription factor activity, RNA polymerase II-specific; RNA polymerase II cis-regulatory region sequence-specific DNA binding
Source: RefSeq, a predicted model, not a curated record